CGUGACCAUGAACACAACAGGAUUAGAGUGUUCAUACUUUCUAGCCUCGCACCAUCAUAGAUCACAAAAGGUUGAAUCAUGGGUAAGCGAAAGAAGUCGAGCAGGCAGCCUCAACAAACACGAAAGAAAGAACCACUUGCCACCACAUUUGCAUGUCUGUUUUGCAACCACGAGAACUCGAUCAUAGUAAAACUGGACAAGAAGCUUGGUCUAGGAAACCUCACUUGCAAAGUGUGCGGGCAACGAUUUCAGACAGGAAUCAACUACCUCUCUGCCGCCGUUGACGUAUACUCGGACUGGGUGGAUGCUUGUGACGCGGUUGCCAAAGACACUGCCCACAGAUACGAAGAAAGUGAUGCCCGCGUCGGACACUCGAAUGACUUCACUGCUUCACCCAGUGCUCGAAACCUCAAUGCCGAUGAUGCGGAUCCUGGUGAUGAAUAUGCUGAUGAUUAUUGACGUGCCUGCGACAAUUGGCAGGAAGUAAGAAUCAGAUCUACCUUGCUCUGGUUCACAUGACUCCUUUAAUGCCUACAUACCGCUAGAUUGAGUGUAAUAAAAGUAAUGUCAUUUAAAGAAGACUCCCUCGUG
Molecule: messenger RNA, 591 nt
Organism: Aspergillus japonicus CBS 114.51
Lineage: Eukaryota; Fungi; Ascomycota; Eurotiomycetes; Eurotiales; Aspergillaceae
Product: transcription elongation factor 1 family protein
Exons: 4
Coding region: 79-459 (126 amino acids)
Biological process (GO): transcription elongation by RNA polymerase II
Cellular component (GO): transcription elongation factor complex
Molecular function (GO): RNA polymerase II complex binding
Source: RefSeq, a predicted model, not a curated record